Molecule: messenger RNA, 8559 nt
Organism: Phyllopteryx taeniolatus (common seadragon)
Lineage: Eukaryota; Metazoa; Chordata; Actinopteri; Syngnathiformes; Syngnathidae
Gene: nacc1a
Product: nucleus accumbens associated 1, BEN and BTB (POZ) domain containing a
Exons: 8
Coding region: 569-2299 (576 amino acids)
Biological process (GO): regulation of transcription by RNA polymerase II
Molecular function (GO): DNA-binding transcription factor activity, RNA polymerase II-specific; protein binding; RNA polymerase II cis-regulatory region sequence-specific DNA binding
Source: RefSeq, a predicted model, not a curated record
UAAGUGUGGGAGGGCCAGUCUGCGCUUCACGUCAAGGUUGGUGACGACGACGACGACGACGAUGAUGAUGAAGAAUCCGGCAGAUACGGGACAUUUAAAGUUCGGGGGGAAGUAGGGGACGAGUCCGGUUUGCCUCGACUCCCCCCCUGCUCGCCCGCCCGCCGCCGCCGCCUCGCUCAUUAAGCGAGGCUGCAAAUGCUCGCUUGGCAACUUGCUCUUUUGUCACAAACAUGUCAAAAUGCGGCGGCCGUCAGGUGUGCGUCAAGUCAGCCCUCGCUAGCGGCACUUGGGAAGAAUUGCUGGUUGUUGUGCGUCCUCCCCCGCCCACCACCACCAACCCCCCCCCCCCCCCCCGCUCCCUGCCGCACUGGUUCCGUCUGGCUCUCGCUCAGCUGCUGCGUGUCCCGGGAUGACCUGUUGAUGUCGGUAGAAUGGAGACUGGCAGGGGGAGCGAUUUCCCCCAUCACCAAAAUAUUUAAAUAAGCCAGAUUUGGGUGCUUGAUAAGCGACGUCGCAGCCGAGCUACCUCGCCCGCGUUGACAAGCCUGUUGGUGUGCAUUUGCGCACCAUGGCCCAGACCCUCCAGAUGGCGAUCCCAAACUUUGGCAACAACGUUUUAGAGUGUCUGAAUGAGCAGCGGCUGCAGGGCCUCUACUGCGAUGUCUCGGUGGUGGUUAAGGGGCAUGCCUUCAAGGCCCACCGUGCCGUGUUGGCUGCAAGCAGUUCUUAUUUCCGGGACCUUUUCAGCAACAGCGGCAGUAGUGGAGCCUGUAGCAGCAAUGAGGCCAGCCCAGCUGUGGUGGAGCUUCCACCAGCUGUGCAGCCGCAGAGCUUUCAGCAGAUUUUGGCCUUCUGCUACACAGGCCGUCUCAGCAUGACGGUGGGGGACCAGUUCCUCCUAAUGUAUACUGCUGGCUUCCUGCAGAUCCAACAGAUCAUGGAAAAAGGCACUGAAUUCUUCCUCAAGGUUUCCUCCCCCAGUUGUGACUCCCAGGGUCUUAACGCAGAGGAGACGCCACCAUCUGAGCCUCAGAGUCCUGUAACACAGACUGGUACCAGUGCAGCCCGGCCCGCCGCCUGCUUGACGCCUCUACCGUUGGUGUCACGGGUGAAGACAGAGCAACCUGCGAGCCAACCCGAAGCUGCUGCUCAUUCAGUGGUCUGCACUCCUGUCGCCAAGCGUUUGUGGGAGGGUGGCAGCAGCCGUGAUGGAGGAGGAGGCAGCUCUGGUGGAGGAGGGGGCGCUAGAAAGGCAGCGCGUUACUCCCAGGAGGCGGUGCGAGGCAGUGCCAUCCAGAGCCCCGGAGCGCUCGGACUGGCCAUGGGUAUGGGUGCCACGGCGACCAGCCUGGCUGGCAUGGUAGCAAGUGGCGGACUUAGUGGUAGUGCAGGCACCAAUGGGAACUCUGCGUCCGGUGUUGGCAUGUCAGAGGGCGCCAGUCCAGGCACCCUGAGUACCUACGCUAGUGACUCACCUAUCAGCUACCACGAUGAUGAAGAGGAGGAAGAGGGCACAGAGGACAGUGCGGAAGAGCAGUACAGGCAAAUCUGCAACAUGUACACCAUGUACAGCAUGCUCAACAUGGGGGCUGUAGCUUCUAAUGUUUCCUCAGCUGCUGGCGAGCGGGUGGAGGCUCUUCCCGACCAUACGGAGACACGGGGGCGCAUGCGUGGCCGAGACCUCACUUGUCUCCCGGCAGAGCUUAUUGCCCAGAUAGGCAACCGCUGUCAUCUUAAACUGUAUGAGGAAGGAGAUCCUGCUGAGAAACUAGAGCUGGUCUCAGGUACGUCUGUCUAUAUUUCCCGAGCCCAGCUGAUGAACUGUCAUGUGAGUGCAGGGACCAGACACAAGGUGCUGCUGAGGAGGCUGCUGGCUGCCUUCUUUGACAGGAAUACACUGGCCAACAGCUGCGGGACGGGCAUCCGCUCAUCCACUAACGACCCGAGCCGCAAGCCCCUCGACAACAGAGUGCUGCAUGCAGUCAAAUUUUACUGCCAGAACUUUGCCACCAGCUUCAAAGAGAGCGAGAUGAACGCCAUCGCCGCCGACAUGUGCACCAAUGCCCGACGAGUGGUCCGCAAGAGCUGGAUCCCCAAGCUCAAGCUGCUGAUCGCCGAAAGCGACGCCUACUCCGCCUUCCUCUCCGACGGCGUUAAAGCCGAGGACGACACCCUGGGCGCCGAUCCGGCGUUUGAUCCCGCCUCUCUGGAAGCCUCGGCCGGCGCCGGCGCGGAUUCUGGCGGCUCUUCAGGUGAAUCGUUACCGGGCGUGAGCGGGGAUGUGGGAGCCUUAUUUUGAGCGUUGCGUUCGGGGACGUCUAGCGACACGUGCGGCAGUAUUUCCCAGUUGUGCUUGCCUCCUGACUCUCACAUGUGACUGUCUAUACUACACUGCUACGGCUGUAACCAGGACAUGGAAACGACCUUUGCUUUACUUUUCAGACUGUAGAACGGAGCUUCUAGAGGGGAGGGAGAGUGUGAGAGGGCACCCGACUGUCCUCUGCCUCUUCUUGUCCUUUUAAGGUGUAUAAGCACCUUCAUCGAUGCAUAUUCAGUACAUUCCCAGUAGUGCUGGUGGUAUGAGGUGAUAGCGGAGCCUGAGGAAGUAGGGUGCAUGGAAAGUGAGUUAGUUAUGGAAAACCCUUUGAGCAUUUAUUCGAUAGCCUUGAUCUCCAGCUUGAAGUCCAUGUAUUAGUUUUUUCCACUAUUAGUGCCACUUUUAGCCUACUAGUAUGCAAUUAAACCUUACUAGUAAACUACUCUGCUGCACCAGUAGCACUAGGCCCAACUAGUAGGCACGUCACGCACUAGUACCUCAUUAUAAAAGAUAUUGACUAACUGCUAAAACGGCUUUCCAUUUAUUCGAUAUCGAGCUUUAAGGGACAGUAUGCAGUUUUCAAACUGCUAGCAAUAUUUCAAUGCAGCUUCAUUACAUUCCCUGCCCCUGCGCCCGUUACACAAAAUGUUUUUGGGAAUGUACAAUCAAUCAAAAAUAUAAGAGAGGUCAUCAACUUACCUGAUGACUCGGUGAGAACGUGAUGUUACGUAAGUGGUGGUUUUCCAAACUCAGGCAUGCAGCCGUCUGAGUAUAGGACACACACCAGUGUUACAUAUCUUUCCCUUGAUUUGAAGUAGAGAGCUGUCCAAUUUCUUGGUUUUAGCUUUUGUUGCUAACUGGAGUUAAAUAAUCCGACCGAGAAACUGCUAUAGUCUACUCUGUCAGAGACUGCGGUGCGUUCCCGUGAGCCCCUGUGUGUACGGUGUGCAUGUGCAAAUAACUGACAGUGUAUUCGGUCAAGCUUCUUGUCACUACAAUCUCUGAUUGGCUAUUCUUGUCCUGCCAUGCCCAGUGGUAAAAUAAUAAUUAAAAUUAAAUGAUCAUUUGAAUAAUAUUCUACUAUCAUGUCAUACUGACAGUUUUUUGUAUGUUUUAAAAAGUGUUUUUUGUUUGAAAAUAGCAAAUUGUUCCUUUAAGGUCUGUGUACUACGGCACUCUUUGUCCUCCCUAGGAAGAGAAUUCAGCACACUACUAGAAUGACUGUGUCUUACUAGUAAAGUUUUUUUUUUCCCACUACUAGUGCCGCUUUUGGCCUACUACUACGACCUUAAAAUGAAAAUCAAGAAUAUCAAAUAAAAAUGCUUAAAUGGCUUUCCAUAAAGCUGUUUGAGCAUUUAUUCGUUAACCUUUAUAUCCAAUUUGAGAUCUAUGUACUAGUAUGACCUUCUUACUCCCUAGUAAAACAAUUUAGUGAAAUUGUAGAAUGAAUGUGUCUGACUGGUAACGCUUUUUGCACUACUGCCUUUUGCUACUGUAUGACAUUUCUAUUUCUGCACACUAGUAGGACAACUAUGGCAUACUAGUAGGACAACCACAUGUCAUGAGUGCGGCAGAACUGUGCACUAGUUGACAUAGGCAUGCUACAAGUGCUGCUAGUUAAGUAUUAGAUAUUAACUAGUAGAAUUUUACGUCACUACUAUUAGUACGAAUAUUGAUGUCAAAUAACUGCUUAAAUGGCUUCAAUAGUCUUGAUAUCGAAUAAAUGCCAACUUUGGCAUACUAGUAAGACUACAUAUUAUUGAAGCAAAACUGUUCACUAGUUGACAACAGAGUGCUACUAGUAAUAGUGACAUAAAAUUAUAAUUGUGGUUCACUAUUAGUGCAGGUAGUGCACAGUUUUUACCUCACUAGUAACAUGUAAUUGCCCUACUUGUUUCUUUCUAGUGUGCAAAAAUUGUCGGACAGUAGUGGAAGGCACCACUAGGCACUGGCAGUAGUGGAAAAACAUUACAAAUAAUACAUUUGUUCUAUAAGUGCGGUGACUUGAAUUGUCUUACUAGUGAGCGUACUAGUACAUGGACUUUAAGCUGGAUAUCAAUUAUCGAAUAAAUGCUCAGACAGCUUUCCAUAAUUAGCGGUAUGUAUUGAAUGUAAGCGGUGGCAUUUUUUCUCUACAGUGCAAGAAUGCCUACUCGUGUUCCACAGACAAAAAGAAAAUGAAAGCGCCAGUAAAUGUUUGGAAAAAAAAAAAAGAUAUGAACACUACUUUGUCCUCAUUCCACUGCAUCAUCCACUCAUCAAUCAUCAAGUUUUCUUGGCCCCGCCUCAAAUAGUUUAGCCCGACUCUACCUUUGUUGUGUUUUACUGUGCACUGUUAUAUAAAUAUAUCCCAUCUUUGAUUUCUAUAUUUUUAGCAAGCGUGAACGGUGAUCAGAGACUUGGGAGCAGCUUUUUACUAAGACGAUUCUAAUGAAAAUGUUAUGGUCAACAGGUAAUCAAAGAUGGUCGUAUUUUUAGAAGAGAAGCUAUAUUUGUAUGCGUGCCCACGCCUGCUGUGACGUGUGAGCAAAGUGAGCGGAGAUGGAGAUUGUUUUCAAUUCUCGACGUUGUGUUGACGCAGGUGGCGACUAUUGAGGAGAAGUGGUACUUUUUACAGUAAAAAGAAGUAUGAUAACGCAACACAGCACCCUUAAUGGUUUAUUAUUAUUUGUAUGGUGCAGUAGGAUGGAAUGAAAAGAUGCUUGACGGAAUGUGCAUUUCAUCUUCUGUUUGAUAGCUCAAAAGCAGUGAGACUGAUUCCGCUGGCUUGACUGUUUCGACAAUGAUGUGCAGGGAAGUUAAGGCCCCAAAAAAACGACUACUGUGCUUUUUAUUCAAAUCAUGUUACGGGUGGGGGAAAACUGGUGACAUUUUGUACCUUAGUACAAAAAAAAACCCCAGAGGUAAUAUUUAUGAAAUAUUGGAAUGUGCCUUUUCAAUGGAAAUCAAUAAGCAGAAUUUCGGUAGGUACGGAGAAGUCUGAAGCAAUAUUGCUUCAGUUAAACGUUUUGUGUUUGUGCGUAUGCGUGUAUGAGAAGGAGAAUCGGGGUGUUUCGGUAGUUUAUACAUGUAACUGGUGGCUUUUAUUUUGGAGGUCAGGGUGGAUGUUUUUGCACCUUAGGGAGAAGAACCAGUGGUUCGUGCACCUUAUUGAGAAGUGUUGUGUCACAAUUGAACCCAUUUAGGUAGAACUUGUUAUUCACCCCACCCCCCCCCCCUCCCACCCCCACAUCUGCACGUUCCCAUUUUAAGUCUCAAGACUCCGUGUCUACGCACUGAUGAUUUCAGUGUUCCUGUUACUGAACGACUUUGUUACUGACUCUUGUGUGUGGAUCAUCAGAGCUCAUUCAAGUUGAAAGCGUUGUGGGUGCGUCUUCGGGAAAACCCUCAAAGCUCCGACAGGUGCAGUGUAAAUGGGAGUGGCUUGCCGUGCUUCUUUUUUUCCAUUCCUGGCCAGCUCAACCUCACUUAAAUUAGCAUCAAAUGAUAGCUACAAACCACCCUUAUUCCUCCUUUCGAAACCACAAGAAUGUGUGUUGUGAGAUUUAAAAAAAAAAAAAAAAAAAAAAAAAAAAAAAAAGUGCAAACAGAGAUGCAGUACUUUGGGAUUAAGCAGUAAAUAACUACAAAACCUCAUACGAGCACUCCACUUACCUCUGCAGGAUCUUUUGAAGACUGUUGUGCUUCCAGGUGUCUUGUUCACCUCCACAGCAUCAGCAGUGUUGUGCUGGGACUCAAGUUUCAAAUGUUCACUGGCUUACAACUCUUUUGUCAUGUUGUUCUUCCAACAUUUUUUGUUUAAUUUUGACAUUUAUUUAUCUGUUUUUAAAUGACCUCAGACAAUUUGGCUUCACGAAAGAAAAGUUUGAGAGUAUUGAUUAUAAUUGUGUAAGGAUGUAGUUGAUUGUGUGGAAUUGAUAGUGGAUUACUGUAGUUCCAUAAAUAGUGGUUUGGGAGCAUACGCCACUGCAAAUGGGAGGUGCACGGUGGUACUUUUUAAAAUAUCAAACAAUAUAGUGAACCCCAGUUGAAGUUCACUGCAAAACUGACACAUAAAUCAGAAGAAUAUUAAACAAGAAUUAAACAUAGUGGUGCCUUGAGAUACAGGUGAAAUAGUGAACAUUUCUUCAAACAAGAGGCUUCAAGCUGUUUAAUGCCACUCCCAGUUAAAGUUUAUAGUUAAAUGAAACAUAAAACAAAUAGAAUCACACGUUGUGUAUUUAUAACAAACAGAUAGCUUAGCCUUUAGCUUAAUGCUAAUGCUAACAUAUAAUGGGAAACUCGUAUGUAACUCUUUAAGCAACUGAUGUUCGAACACAAACAGUGCAGCAACACAUUUAAACAUUCAAUAUAACAGUACUCACAGUCAUAUAUUCUUUAUCCUCUGCGAGGAGGUGAGACGAGUUGAGACGUUUACACUGUACAGACGUCCAUUUGCAGUAUAUGCGUCUCUUUGUUCUAUACUGCCCCCUGGUGGCCAAGGUGGGCAGCAGCACAAAGACCAUUCAACUGAUGCAAAGUGUGACAAAAAUUAAUUUGUUGUCAUUACUGUAUGUUUUUAUAAAGUACAAUACUACAGAGUGCUAUUCUUUUUUUUCUAUAUUAACAAAACAGGGAGCCUGUAACGGAUUAAUGGUAUUUCCAUUCAUUUCAAUGGGGAAAGAUGAUUUGGGAUACGAGUGAGUUGAGUUGAGUCAAGGCACCACUGUAUAUUUAAACACCAAAAUUUUCAAACAAGCCAUAUCUAAAUUCAUUUAAUGAAAGUCUGCUAGCUUUAUGCUAACAUAUGAUGUGAAACGCCAUAGACAGGCUAAUGGAAAUGUCAUAUAACAUAUUUACAGUUUAACACAUAAAUAAAUGGAAAAAUGCAGCAAAAAGAUAGCUAUGGAAAGUUGAACUACACCCACGUAGACCUCAGCUAUGACAACUCCCCCAAUCAGCUUCAUGCCGCUGGCAUCGAAACAGGAGUUCAGAACAUUCAGAGAGCCAUUCUCCCAUCCCAUUUAAAAAAUUGCAUUAAAAAAAAAAAGCAUUAAUUGAUCCCUCGAUAGAUCAAGGGAAUGUAGUCAUUCCUAAUUGAAUGUACAGUACACAACUCUAAAGUUUUGACAUUGACUAGAGACCUUUUGGGAUUAGCUGUCAUGUUCUUCUGUACAAACUAGCAAACGAGUUGAGACUGAAUCAACAGUGCCACUGCUAACUGCAACCAAGUCGUGCACUCCAUCUCAUGGCCAUUUCUUCCUUUUAAUCAACAAUCAGUUCCAUACAAUCAGCAGAAUUCUGAACAAUGAGACAAUACACAUCCUUUUGUAGGUUCUCAGCAUACCUUCACUGUUAAUUGUCUAAAUGUCUCUAGUCUAGUCCUAAUUACAGAAAUGCCCUUCAGUUUUGCACUGAAUCACCCCAUAACAUCAUCUUCUCGAACUCCUAAAACCAAGAUUAUUUGUGACUAGAGACGUGUGACUAAUAAUGAGGUCCUGAAUCAGCAUCGUACCGAUGGACUGACUGGUCCAGAUUCAUUUCUAACUGAUGACUCAUUGACUCGCGCUGCAGUAGUAGCUGUGAAUCGGCACGAUUUUCCAACGAAGGAAGCGUUUGCUUGCUUUUACGUCAGCAGUCUGGGAAGAGUACAGUAUUUGGCUGUGGGCUCUCCCAAUACAAACUCUCGUUUAGGGCUUUUCAAGGUGAAUCUUUAUGUGACAGCCUUUUGUCAUUGCCGUGCAUCAACUAUAACAUUUGAGAACAAGUGUUCUUUGUUCGUUUAAUUUUAAAAAAUAAAUACAAAUUUCUCCCCUCCCAAAAAUGUGUUUACACUCACACACGCAGACCUACACACUUGAACAGAUAAGGUGUGGCAUGGCAUGGAGAUCCUUGGUACAUAUAUAAAUAUGAUAUAUAUAUGUAUAGACGAAUACUGUAUAUAAUGCAUAGACACACGUAGAGGUAAGAUUGUUUGUUGUACACUCACAGCAUGAGUUAUAUACAAUAUUUACCCUGAAACGGCGCUGCUUGUUCACAACCCGCGCAGCACUGGCUUGGCCCCUCGUUCCUUGGCCCGUGUUAAAACCCUAUAGCGCCGGUCCACCUCUUCUUUCUGUGUUCCAAGUGCCAAUAACUUUGUGAAGCCCUGUAACUGUGACCCAACAUUAUGGACGGUAAUUGCACAUUAACAAACUGUAAAAACAAGAGAACAUGUCCAAAUGGAUUCAAUGAUGAUUAUCUUAAUAAAAGAUUUGUAACAA